UCUUUUUCCUUAUGCGUGCGUUUGUUGUGGGUGUGAUUUUUGUCUUGCAUGUCAAUGUUUUCCAGAGAAGAGACAUGUGCUAUUAUCUUUUACGACUUUUCCUCUUUUCAUUUCUUUCUUAUGCAUUACAAGCUUUUUCUUGAAUUUGUUGUUUUGGGAUGCAAAAAACCUUUCUCACAGCAUAAAGUUACGCAAAAAGUGAGGUUUGGUUGCGAUCUUGAUGUUUUGCUCUCAACAAAAAAGUUUGCUUGUUUUCGUUUUCUGGGUAUCUUUGUAUUUGUGUCAUUAUUCUAUUCCUUGACUCUCUCUCUCUUUCAGAGAGAUGGAAUGAUGAGGGGUUGAAUAAUGAGAAGGGAAAGGGAUGGACCAUGAGUUUACUGCAAUCAUUUCUUCAAUCCUUUUUGGAUCUUUUUUUUAUUUGCUAUUCCUUUUGCUUUCGGUUAAAAAGAAUGUAAGAAUCUAUAUCUUUUAUUUUUGGUCCCCUCAUGAGAAUAAGGAAGCGUCGGCAAUGCUUUCCUUCUUGCUCUUCUCUCCACAGACAUGAUGAGGAUGAAGUUUACCGGAGAGAAAAGAAGGGCGGUGAAGGGUUGGAAUGGCCUCGCAGUUCCACUCAUGUAAUAACAAAGUUGGCUCAAUGUUUUACUAAAGCUAUGGUUGGAUCACGAUCAUUGAUAGGAGGGCUCUUCAAUCGCUUAAGUAUUAAGCGUAAUGAGAAGUUUAUUGACUAUCCUUUGACUCCUAUUCAGGAACAAAGACUUAAAAAGCUCCAAGAACGAAUACAUAUACCUUUUGAUGAGACUAGUCCUGACCAUCAGGAAGCUCUCAGAGCAUUGUGGCAUAUUGCUUUUCCUAAUGUUGCUCUGAAAGGCUUGAUCUCUGAACAGUGGAAAGAAAUGGGGUGGCAAGGCCCUAAUCCAUCAACUGACUUUCGGGGUUGUGGUUUUAUCGCUCUGGAAAACUUGCUGUUUUUUGGCCGAACUUACCCGGCAUCUUUCCAUAGGUUAUUGUUUAAACAAGGUGGAACUAGAGCAACUUGGGAAUACCCAUUCGCCGUUGCUGGCAUCAAUGUAUCUUUUAUGUUGAUUCAGAUGUUGGAUUUAUAUUCAGCAAAACCAAAAAAUCUCCCAGGGUUCAAUUUCCUAAAACUAUUAGGAGAAGAUGAAGAAGCCUUCGAUGUACUAUAUUGUAUAGCUUUUGAAAUGAUGGAAGCUCAGUGGCUUGCUAUGCAUGCUUCCUACAUGAAGUUCAAUGAGGUUUUACAAGCAACACGCACACAACUUCAGAGAGAACUUUCUUUGGAUGAUGUUCACAGAAUACAGGAUUUACCAGCCUACAACCUGUUAUACCUAUAGCUCUUCUGUCAACAGUUGUUUGGAGCCACCAAAAAUGCUAAUCCUUCUUGGACAAUUUUGCCAAAUAAUGGGGAUGUUCCAAAUUUGAUGGUUUAUUAACUGAUUUGUUAUAGACUUUAAAAACGUAUUCUAGGACAGGUUUUUUUAGGCUUUACAGCUGAGAUUUGCACACUGAAACGGACACUACAGAAGCUUAAACCGUCAAGGCUAUCAAGGCACCAGAUUGAAACUAGCUAUAUUAUCAGAUUGGGAUAACAUGAAGUGCCAGUACUCAAUGCCGCCAGUGGGCAUGUGGAUGGUAUAGAUCUCAAAUGACGGAAUUAACUUGUCAUAUUGCUGCUGCCUCGCUGUUGGUUCGUUUCAUGAAUAUGCAGAAAGCUUCAAGAAUUUGGGUUCCUGAGUCUCUGGUGCCGUAUUCAAAUAUUUUGAUGCCCUCUAUCUAGUUCCUGCUACAGGUUUGAACUUGGUUUUUCAUGAACAUGCUGUUUUAGGUAUAAAAAUGCGAAAUUCCAACCUUUGACGUGUAAGUAGAAUACAUAAAUGAUAAUUUUGAAACAAGUUUUGCUUGUUUUGUUCUGAAUCUGAAUGAUCUGAUGUGUCCAAAUAUUGAAUGCUAAGAUUUUUUUUUUUUAAGACAUUAUUCAUAAGCUCAAUAGUCAUUGAGGCUGUCAUUCUGGUAACGCAACUCAGUGAGGUCGAUGUGUUGGAAACAUAAUCCUCAACCUUUUUCAAUGCUAAUCUGCAAAAAUACUGAUGUGGAUCUGAUCUGGAUAAUGAAUGUGACAUGAGUUCUAGAAGCGCCUAAACGUUUGUUUAACAUUGAAUUUCUCAGAAACAAAUUGGAGAGACAAUAUAAAUAUUGUUAAUUGGGAGUCAUUAUUGCGUUUGGAUGAUAUACGUUGCCGGAUCUAGAAGAAACGUUUCUCAUGCUGGAGGCUUUAUUAUUAUUUUUUUUCAUGAAACUUAUUUUCCCCUGUACAAG
Molecule: messenger RNA, 2334 nt
Organism: Durio zibethinus
Lineage: Eukaryota; Viridiplantae; Streptophyta; Magnoliopsida; Malvales; Malvaceae
Source: RefSeq, a predicted model, not a curated record